AUGGACGAUCUCGAAGAGGCUAUUCGUGUGGUCCGAGAAUCCAUCAAGGUCACUCAAAAAGAUGACACAGAUCGAGCUAUAUUAUUGAGCAACCUCGGGAUUUCACUUAGCGAUAAGUACUCACGCACUACAGCGAUGGCGGACCUCGGAGAGGCUAUUUGCGUGAUCCGAGAGGCUGUUAAAAUCACCCCAGAAGACGAUAUAGAUCGAGCUGUAUUAUUAAGUAACUUUGGGGGUCACCUUGGCGAUAGAUAUUCACGCACUGGAUCCAUGGAUGACCUCGAAGAGGCUAUUUACGUGAUUCAAGAGGCCCUCAAAAUCACCCCAAAAGACGAUCUAGAUCGGGCUGGACGAUUAAACAGCCUUGGAAAUCGACUCGGCGACAGAUACUCACGUACUGGAUGCAAAGACAACCUGGAAGAGGCUAUUCGUGUAGUCCGAGAGGCUAUCAGAGUUACUACAGAAGACUACCCAGAUCGAGCUAUACUAUUUAGUAACCUUGGGGUUCAACUCGGCACAAGACAUUCACGCACUGGAUCGAUGGACGACCUCGAAGAGGCUAUUCACGUUGCACGAGAGGCUGUCAAGACUAUUCCAGAAGACCACCCAGAUCGAGCUAGACUAUUGGGUAACCUCGGGGGUCACCUCGGCGAGAGAUAUUCACGCACUGGAUCGCUGGACGACCUCGAAGAAGCUAUUCGCAUUGCACGAGAGGCCGUCAAGGUCGCCCAAGAAGACCAUCCACAUCGGGCAGGAUCGUUAAGUAGCCUUGGCGUUCAACUCGACAACAGAUACUCACACACUGGAGCGAUGGCGGACCUCGAAGAGGCUAUUUGUAUGAGCCAAGAGGCUGUCAAGGCCGCCCUAGAAGACCACCUAGGUCGGGCUAGAUGGUUGAGUAACCUUGCAAAUCAACUCGACCACAGAUACUCACGCACUGGGUUGAUGGAUGACCUCGAAGAGGCGAUUCGCGUUGCCCGAGAGGCCGCCAAUACCUUCCCAGAAGACCACCCAGAUCGAGCUAGACUAUUGGGUAACCUGGGGGCUCACCUCAACGACAGAUAUUCACGCACUAGAUCUAUGGACGAUCUAGAAGAGGCUAUUUAUAUAGUCCAAGAGGCCGUCAAUACUACCCCAGAAGACCAUCCAGAUCGAGCUAGACUAUUAGGUAACCUGGGGGUUCAUCUUAGCGAUAGAUACUUACGCAUUAGAUCGUUAGACGACCUCGAAGAGUCUAUUCGCGUUGCCCGAGAGGCCGCUAAGAUCACCCCAGAAGACCAUCCACAUCGGGCUGCAUGGUUGAACAACCUUGGGGUUCAACUCGACCAUAGAUACUCACGCACUGGAUCGAUGGACGACCUCGAAGAGGCUAGGCAAUCCUUCAACAUCGCGUUGAGUCUCAAGAAGUCUCCCAUCAAUGUUCGCAUUACCGCUGGCCGUCGACUCCUGUCAUCCCUUAACAUUCGCGAAGAAGGUCAUCAAGCAUACCUUGCUGCCAAAACUACCGUCGAGUUGGUCCCCUUACUCACUUCACCUUCGCUACCAAACACCGAUAAGCAGUAUCUACUCUCGCAAGCCAUCGGACUCGCCUCGGAUGCGGCAGCUAUCGCGUUACAUGCUGGUCAAGGGUGUGUACCUGCCAUCGAGCUUCUUGAGACGGGCCGUGGUGUUCUUGCGAGCUUUCUUCAAGAUAUGCGUACUGACCUUGCCUCCUUACAAAAAAAAUACCCGGUGUUGGCGCGCUUAUUUGUCGAACUUCGAGGCCAGCUUGAUCCGCCUAAUUCGCAGGGUGCUUAUGUCACGGAUGCGAGCACUCCUAUCGCCCCUGGUGCACGAACUGAUCAGCGCCACGAAGCUGGCAUACAAAUGCCGCUCCUCCUUAACGAAAUCCGCAGUCAGCCUGGGUUUGAGCGGUUCCUGCUCUCUGCAUCCGAAGGUGAGAUGCGAGAAGCGGCAGUGCAAGGUCCGAUCGUUAUCCUCAACGUGAGCUCGCACCGUUGCGAUGCUUUGCUCGUCGAGCAAUCUGGGACCCGAGUACUGGAGCUGCCUCGACUCUCUCGGCAGGAUAUCCUCGCCCGAGCCCGAGAUGUUCAAUCUCUCGAGACGCUUGCCUGGCUCUGGGAUGCUAUUGUCAGCCCAGUGCUUGAUGCCUUAGGAUUUAAUAAGCCUCCACCUGGCGAUUCUUGGCCACACGUAUGGUGGAUUCCAACAGGGCCACUUAUCAGGUUUCCUCUGCACGCAGCGGGACACCAUUUGGAAUCCAGCUCUGACACAGCCCUCGACAGAGUCGUCUCCUCCUAUAGCCCGUCUAUCAAGACGAUCAUACACAGUCGUCAACAGCGGGAUAAAGAAACAACGGCAAUUUCUUCCACAAAUGUCGUCCUAAUCGCUAUGCAAGACACGCCAGGGCAAAAGCUACUUCGAUAUGCGAGCAACGAGGCGAGUGCGGUACAAGCUGUUUGCGAGUCGAUAGGAUUACCGUACGUUCAGCCCAGGCCUUACAAGAAAGAGGUCACGUUAGCUUUGGAAGGCUGCAGGAUAUUCCACUUUGCUGGACAUGGUGACGCAAAUGGGGAAAACCCGCUAGCAAGUCUCUUGCUUCUUAAGGACUGGAAACAGGAUCCUCUGACAGUAGGAAGCCUAUUGGACACCAACCUAACUUCCAAGUCGCCAUUUCUCGCCUACCUCUCGGCCUGCGGAACCAGCCAGAUCCGGCACGAGAGAUCAAUUGAUGAGAGUAUUCACCUAACGAGUGCCUUCCAGUUGGCAGGGUUCCGGCAUGUCGUAGGCACGCUUUGGGAGGUCGACGACGAGCUAUGCGUACGCAUGGCGAGACUAAUGUACGAGUUUCUAAGAGACAGGGGAAUAAGCAACGAGUCUGUAAGCGGCGGGCUUCACCAUGCCACCAGGCUUCUUCGAGACGACUGGCUGCAUCAGGAAGUUAAUGGCCAAAAGACUAUCCGGGACUAUAUGUCAGUGAGGGAUGUUGAGAUAUGCAAAAGCACAGAGCGGAGCAGACCGCUUUGGGUUCCAUACGUUCACUACGGAAUUUGA
Ilyonectria robusta is the source of this 3054-nucleotide messenger RNA. RefSeq names its product CHAT domain-containing protein. The record is from RefSeq and is a predicted model, not a curated record. NCBI's taxonomy places the organism in Eukaryota, Fungi, Ascomycota, Sordariomycetes, Hypocreales, Nectriaceae. Gene Ontology annotation, molecular function: protein binding. Bases 1 to 3054 code for a protein of 1017 amino acids. The transcript has a single exon.